Molecule: messenger RNA, 3200 nt
Organism: Sardina pilchardus (European sardine)
Lineage: Eukaryota; Metazoa; Chordata; Actinopteri; Clupeiformes; Clupeidae
Product: potassium voltage-gated channel subfamily V member 2-like
Exons: 2
Coding region: 1-1569 (522 amino acids)
Biological process (GO): potassium ion transmembrane transport; protein homooligomerization
Cellular component (GO): membrane; voltage-gated potassium channel complex
Molecular function (GO): delayed rectifier potassium channel activity
Source: RefSeq, a predicted model, not a curated record
AUGGCUACUCCUCAGGAGCCAGGAAAGAAGCUGAAAAACAGGCGCUCCACCUUAUUUGCCAACCUGAAGCUCACAGAUAGUUUCUCAUGCGCCGUAGAUGAACAGACAUUCCCGUUCUCCCAGGAUAGGUCGGUUAAGGCAUGGAAUUCCAUGGAGAACCUGGACAGCCCUACUUCUGAGAGUACGCAACCCAAGGCGAAAAAGUCCGGUGUCAAAACCAAGUCGAGGAAACCAACACAUUUGCUGAACAUCAAUGUUGGGGGCAGGAUUUUCCUCCUAUCCAAACAUUUGGCUGCCAGGUACCAAUACACACGCAUUGGCUCUUUGGCCCUUUGCACGGACCGCAUCAAGCAGCUCACAUUCUGUGAUGACUAUUGCGUCAGGAGGGACGAGUUCUUCUUCGACCGGGACCCUGUCUUCUUCAACUACAUCUUCCAGUUCUACCACAGUGGCGUGCUCUGGGUCAUGGAGGAGCUGUGUCCCAUCAACUUCGAAGAGGAGAUGCAGUACUGGGGCGUCAGCCUGAAGGACACCCAGCGCUGCUGCCGCAUCCUCUUUGAGGAGAAGGUGGACGAGCUGAGGGACUACCUCAAGGUGGAGAAGGAGCUCAUGGCUCAGAUCGAGCCCAAGCACAGCGAGGAUGGCUUCAAGGACAUGUUCCUGGGGGGUGUUCGGAAGUCCCUUUGGGACCUGAUGGAGAACCCUUACUCCUCUCUGUCAGCCAAGGCCUUUGCUGUGUUCUCCAGCCUGUUUGUGCUCAUCUCCAUAGUUGCCAUGACCCUCAACACAGUCAAGGAAUUGAAGUGCGAGGCCAUAUAUGGGAAGACCUACUUUGAGUGCAUUGAGAUCCUCUCGAUCAUCUUCUUUACCUUUGAGUACUUCCUUCAAUUGCUCACCACCUGCGAAAUCAAGCAUUUCCUGAUGAGCGCCCUGAACUUUGUGGACCUGGUAGCUGUCAUGCCCUACUUCAUUCAGCUGAUCUUCGAGGCCUUCAGCAAUCCGGAGGACCUGAGCGCCCAGGACGACCUGAAAACCAUGGCGCGCGUCAGCAAGGUCAGCAAGAUCCUGAAGGUCGUCAAACUGAUGCGCAUCUUUCGCAUUCUCAAGCUGGCACGUCACUCCACAGGCAUGCAGGCGUUUGGGUUCACGCUGCGGCAGUGCUACCAGCAAGUGUGCUGCCUCUUCCUCUUUAUUGCCAUGGGAAUCUUUACAUUCUCAGCCCUUCUGCACUCGGUAGAGCGGGAGGUGGUUGGCACGCCCUUCAGCAGCAUACCUGAUGCCUGGUGGUGGGCGACGGUCAGCAUCUCCACAGUGGGCUAUGGUGACGUGGUGCCUGUGUCUGUGCUGGGACGGCUGGUGGCGUUCGCUUGCAUCUCCUUCGGCAUCAUCCUCAACGGCAUGCCCAUCUCCAUCCUCUUCAACAAGUUCUCGGACUACUACGCCAAGCUGAAGGCGCAGGAGUACACGCAGGCGAGUGUGAAGCGCGGCCUGCAGCUGAAGGUGCGGCUUCGCCGUCGGCUCGACCUAUGCUUCCACCCCGAGCCAGACGAGAGCGGUGGCCCCAGCUGAGUUUGGAUUGACUUGCCUCUUUUUUCUCCACAGUGCGGUUUUUCCUUGUCACAAUACCAUUCUUUUACCAUAUUCUUUUUCUUUCUCUUCAUUUUUCUGUUUCUUUUUCUCCUCUCCUGCCUUGUCUCCAUAAUCUUCCUUUUAUCUUCUCCUUUUUUCUGUCAACCUUCGUUCUGUCUCCCUGUUCUUCCACUGUGGCACAAGCCUUGAAAAAGCAGGGUAUUUAGUAAUAGACAGUUCAAAGCAAAGUGAUUCCUGGGUGAAAAGGAAGGGAACACAAUUAGACAGAAAUUAGAACACAUUUCGACUUUUAGUAAACUUCAAGAGAAGCACACAGACUUGUCAGUGUGACCACCAGGGUGUUUGUCGACCAACAGAAAAUGUGUUCUUGAACUGGUUCAGAAUUGCUUGAACCAAGUGCUACCUAGUGAACCAGCCAGCAUUUCCACCAGUUUUGAACAGAACCCAGGAUGUGUCACCAACAGAGGGUGUUGUAUGGAUAAACAAGUUAAUGACGGUAUUAGUUCAUCAUAUGCAUAAACAGGAGGAUAAUAUAACAGUUGUAUAACAAAAACGAUUAUCUGUGUAAAAUGCUGUUCAAUGUCUGCGGUGUAUAGUUUUGUUCACUCAUGGCAAAAGUUGAUGUAGACAGAAAACUCAUACUUUUAGUCUUCUCCCUUUAAAUGGAAUGUUACGUCCACUCUUUUUCUUUUGUUUCAAGCUCCGAACCAAAGUGCCACAUUCUGAACCGUUUUCUUUUUGUGAGGUAAAAAUGCUCCCAACUGUCGACACCGGUUCUCUGUUGGUGGAAAAAGGCUAUCACAGAACCAAAAGAAUUGAAAAAAAUAUAUAGGCCUACCCUUGCACGCCAGCCUACUUUCAACCAACCCCAUCUUAAUAAAGAUGUAAUGAUACAAGAAGUUCUGAAUAAAAAACAGAAUGCUGAGCCCAUCCAGAAGACCUGAAAACCUAUACCCCUUGUGUUUGAAUGAGGCAUUUUUACUCAAAGUGCUGUAAUGUUGGCUCAUCUAUCUCAUGAGAUUUCGCUUCCCUAAUAAGUGUCUUGAUAUCUAUGCAUUUACACAAUACCUAAAUGUACUGUAGGUGCAGUUUUACACAGCAUUACAAAGUAACAGUUGUCUUAAUAUCAUUGCAAUAUUGUUCAUAUAUUGUCUGUUAAUCCUUAUCCCUUUUAAUAUCAGUAAUAUGUACAGUUUAUCCUCCUUGUUGCCGUAACUGCCUGAGGAAGACAAUCAUUUCUUGGUCUCUUGCUGCAUCAGCUGUCCUUUAAUAUGAUUUGGUCAAUUUUUUGCUCAAGGAUUGGUGUGCAAAAGCUGAUGGAUAAAUGACAGUCUCUGUCAAACAGGUUUAGAGUUAAACAUGAUUUUCAGGUUUUACAUUACUCUCCAGAAGUCCAGGCUUAUAUCCUGUAAAUAGAUUAUGCUUGACUGCCGUUUCUUCCAUACAUUCAGUUCCAUAUGCAGUACAAAGACUCAUGCUUUGAUAUAACUACAUAUCAUCCUGUACAAAUGAGUUAUGUAUAUAUCAUCGUUUUUGUCUUGUUUCAACACUUAGGAAUAAAUCAUUUUAAAUGUAGUUUGUAUAUUGUAUUAUUGAAGGAAACAUCAAAC